Molecule: messenger RNA, 2073 nt
Organism: Lolium rigidum
Lineage: Eukaryota; Viridiplantae; Streptophyta; Magnoliopsida; Poales; Poaceae
Product: F-box/FBD/LRR-repeat protein At3g52680-like
Exons: 4
Coding region: 113-1753 (546 amino acids)
Molecular function (GO): protein binding
Source: RefSeq, a predicted model, not a curated record
UCGGAUAUCGGCCUCUUCAGGAAAUCGAGCCGAUCCUUUCUCAAUCUCCGAGUCGUAGCCAGAAGCGGAGACCAAUACGCUCUACAUAUAUAUUUCCAGGGGGGCACCCCCGAUGCCGUCAGAUUCAGAGGAGACCAGAUACCAGCAGGCCAUCAGAAAAGCUCUCCAGGCGACGGCGCCCCCGAUGCCGUCAGGUUCAGAGGAGACCAAAUACCAGCAGACCAUCAGAAAAGCUCUCCAGGCGACGGGUGCCAUGGUUGAUCCUCUCACUCUUCGGCAUAUUUGUGCCAUGACGAAAAUCGUUCGAGAAGAUAGGCUUGGCCGCUUACCCGACGAUAUUUUGGUUAACAUCCUUGACAGACUCAAUGUCCGAGAGGCUGUAAGAACCAGUGUCCUUGCCCGGCGGUGGCUGCAUCUCCCUGCUAUGCUCUCUCGUCUCACCAUAGAUGUUCGGGACUUUGUGGCUAAACCUGCUACAACAUGCCGUGGAGAAGAAAUUGAACGGGGCAAUACAACUAUGGUUGAAGUGACAAAGAGCGUCCUGGCCCGUAGGGUUUCAUGCCCAAACAAGAUUCGCUCCAUGUGCAUGGCGUUCUUCUUGAGAGAAGUUGACAUAAUAUCCAUUGGACAAGCUGUUGAGUGCAUCAUGGCGUUCCACACGGUUGACUUUGAAAUCACAGUUUUUACAGAGAUGGAUUACACUCGUUGCAAUCAGGAUGAUAAGAUCAACUACGGGAUACUAUUCAGGUUGUUUGUUGAUUCUUGUCCAAUUGCAUUUGGUGGUGUCACACGCCUCUGCCUAGAGAAUUUGAGAUUUGGUGAAUCGGACAUCCCUAACGUCAUCAAUGUAUGCAAAGGAUUAAAGCAUCUAAGCCUGUCCUAUUGUAAUGCCGCAAGAGGGACCAUUAUGAAAGUUGAACACUCUCAACUCAGUGAGCUGCUUAUUUUUAAUUGUUGUUUUGAAAAAGUCGAACUCAACUCGCUGCCAAAACUCAUAUGGAUGAUCUUCGGGGGUUGGAAGUCAAAUGAUCCACUGUUUCUGGGUUAUGUCCCAUUGCUUGAGGCUGUUAGCCUUAGUACUGUCAGUCUUAGUCACCACAAGAUGGUCAAGUUAAGUGAGAUUUUUGGCGGUACCUCUCCACGGUCCCUGAGGUUGGGAUUUGAAUGCGAAAGGAUUUGGGUUGAACCAGAAAGUGUGACGAAAAAAUUGUCAUCUGUGUUCCAUCAACUAACGUUUGUGAAUCUAGAUAAUAUUGCUGAAGGGUGUGAUCUCACAUGGACAUUGUUCAUCCUUGAAGCUGCUCCCAACCUUAAGGAGCUAUACCUGAUGGUAAGGGAUCAUCUGUGUAUAAUGAGAACAAAUGAGGAGGAGAGGAGGGCAUUCUCCUAUAGCGAGAAGAAGGGUGUUGAGUGGAAAUCACCUGCAUAUGAUUUCCAGCACCAUAGCCUGGUCACGCUAGUCAUCUUUGGCUUUCAGUCUGACUGCAUGGUUAGGUAUGUUAGAUGUGUCAUGCAAGCGGCUGUGAACCUGAAAGAUGUUUUCCUGUACCAUAGGCUGAACUGCAAGAAGUGCCAGAAUAGCUAUACUAACCGCCCGCUGAAGUAUCCAUCUGACGAGGAAGAGAAAGGUACAGUGCUAAAGAAACUCACCAGGAGGAUCAAGUCGUCUGCCACAGUUCACUUGCCGGAUGCCAACAUAAGUGCUGACCAACGUGCAAAAAUGGGUGUUCUUCCAAAACUGCGAGGAUGCUGACCACCUUGCAAACAGGCUGACCUUCCAGACCUGACAGCUUGUUUGGUUGGAGGGAGCUCAGUGAAGGGAAGGGAGUUUAGGAGGCAUGUGUUGUUAAGUCCCUUGUUUGUUUGUUUGAGGGUUGUAGAAUUUGGUUGGGUUAAAGAAAGGGAGUUCAUGACCUCAAUCCUCCUCAUUAACACGUGUUCGAUAUGUUAAGGAGUUUGUUUGCUGCUAUUAAAGCCCCAUCUUUAAAUUAUUAUUAGACUCCAAGCAGAUGGUUUGGAUUUCAUUAAGUUUAUGUAUCUUAAUUUAUAUGAAAGAUACCGUAAUUUUAGUCC